Messenger RNA from Paramecium sonneborni, 880 nucleotides. NCBI's taxonomy places the organism in Eukaryota, Ciliophora, Oligohymenophorea, Peniculida, Parameciidae. The record is from the annotation of a GenBank genome assembly.
AUUAAAUGUUAUAAGAAGUAACAAUUCCUUGUGGUAGAUAUGAUUUCAAUGCAGAGACUAAGAAAGUAGUUAUGAUAAAAGCAAAAGGAUUACUAAAUUUACAAUUAAAUGAUGACAAUGAGUUAUGGUUGAAAUGGUAUAAUGUUGAUUAAGAUGACAAAAUAGAAAUUGUAUUGAUAUUUAAUUAAUUAUGAAGGAAAGAGUUUUAAUUAAAGGAUGUACAUUUUUUGAGAAAGUAAAAGGUCAAAAUAGAGUAUAUCUCUUAAGAUUUAUAGAUGAUGAUUAAAAAUAUUUCUUCUGGAUGCAAGUAAUCUAUAAUUCUUAUUAAAUAAGUCUGAUGAUCCAAACUCUGAUGAAAAUUAUUGUAAGCAAUUUAUGAAUGUUAUCAAUGCUUAAGUUUUAGAUGAUCCUAUUGAAAUCGAAUAAUAACCUCCUGUUUAACCUUAAUUAACACAACCACAAACAUAACCUGUUUAAUAAUAAAUGGAUUAAUAAUAAUAAUAGCUAUUAUAAUUGCUUUAAUAGUAAUUGGCAUAACGAGUAGGUCCAGGAUUAUCUUUAACUGAUAUAUUAAAUAGUGAAUUCUUAAAUCAAAUAGGAAAUGAUUAAGAAUAUUUCUAAGUUUUAAAAGAGUAAAAUAUUUUAUAUAUAAAUGAGUCAUUUACCUCCUGAUUAAUAAAACUUUGAAUAAUUUAAAGAGAAUUUAUUGAGUCCGUAAUUCAAAUAAGCUUUGGAUUAAUUAACUCAUGCUUUAAAAGGAAGAGAAAGAAGUUCUGUUAUUUAACAAUUAGAUUUAGAUUACAGAAUAUUAGAAUAAGAAUUUGAUGGAGUUGUAGCUUUUGUUAAAGCUAUUAUUCAACACAUUUAAAAUAAAAAUUGA